Messenger RNA from Triticum dicoccoides, 585 nucleotides. RefSeq lists its product as uncharacterized. Bases 107 to 346 code for a protein of 79 amino acids. Lineage: Eukaryota; Viridiplantae; Streptophyta; Magnoliopsida; Poales; Poaceae. The transcript has a single exon. The record is from RefSeq and is a predicted model, not a curated record.
ACGAUGCUAAGCCGCUCACUCCAACACAGCCACCCAACACUAUCACAAAGCCGCACAAGCUAGACUAUCUCCUCAGUAGCACUACCGGAGCCUCCCAGUUAGCAAUAUGGCAAAGUGCCUCGCCGUCGCGCUUCUGCUGCUGGUGGCGCUCGCGUACUGCGACGGGAGGGAGCUGAACCAGAAGGACCAGGCACUACCAACGACUCGCGGGGCUGGUGCCGGUCGUGCCGUCGACGAGUCCAAGGCGCUAGGGCUGCCAGACCUGCCGCUCGUCGGAACCGUUACCGGUACCAGCACCAUUACCGGCCCGCUGGUGGUGCUUCCUGGGAUCCCUGCUCACCCAUGAUCAUCUCGUGUUCAUGUGCUUACAAGAUGAAGCUCACCUUGUGGCUUUAGACUUUAGGCUCUAGCUAGCACCGUCCGGAGGAAAAAUGCCGGUGUUUCGCUCAUGUCCAUGCUCCUUAAUGGGCGUCUGUAUCAACCAGCCUGUCGUCUGUAUUUCUUUGCAGUUCUUUGUUCCAGUAAUUUUCGUUCCUUGAUGUGCCACAUGUAUCAUCAAAGUAAUAAAUACUACUCCUUUUGUCA